This is a messenger RNA of Prunus avium (sweet cherry), 2315 nucleotides long. Its product is annotated as P-loop containing nucleoside triphosphate hydrolases superfamily protein. Gene Ontology annotation, molecular function: GTP binding; GTPase activity. Gene Ontology annotation, cellular component: cytosol. The record is from RefSeq and is a predicted model, not a curated record. NCBI's taxonomy places the organism in Eukaryota, Viridiplantae, Streptophyta, Magnoliopsida, Rosales, Rosaceae.
AUUGAUAAGAAAAAGUAAAAAAGAAAAAAGAAAAAUAGCAACCCACCACCACUACACAAACAUCCCCAUCCCCAUCCCCCACCUGGAACCGACCUAUGCUAACUAUUUCAGAACUUGGUAUUUAGGGGAGUCUCGAACCCUAACCCGAAACUAGAAAUUACAGCACCAAAACACUUGAAACUUGAAGUCUUGGUUUGUAUAUCAAAGGGUUUCUGUAACAAAAACUACUCUGAGGCUGAGAGAGAGAGAGAGAGAGAGAGAGAGAGAGAAUGGGGAAGAACGAGAAGACGGGGCUGGGUAGGGCUCUGGUGAGACAACACAACCAGAUGGUUCAGCAGACGAAAGAGAAAGGCCUUAUGUACAAGAAGCAGCAGAAGAAGGUUCUCGAAUCUGUCACCGAAGUCAGCGAUAUCGACGCCAUCAUCGAACAAGCCGACGAGGCCGACCGCCUUUUCUCCAUCAACAACCCAACUCCAAACCUCCUCAUCGACUUGGAUGGAAAUGAGAUAAGCCCAGAGCAGAGAAGGGAGCAGCAGAAGGAAGAGGAGGCCUUGCAUGCCGGGAGUCUGCGGGUCCCACGGAGGCCUCCGUGGACCCCUGAAAUGUCUGUGGAGCGGCUUGAUGCCAACGAAAGCCAGGCCUUCUUGACCUGGCGCAGAAGCCUUGCGCGGCUUGAGGAGAACGACAAGCUUCUUCUUACUCCUUUCGAGAAGAACCUCGAUAUUUGGAGGCAGCUAUGGCGGGUCGUUGAGCGAAGCGAUUUGCUUGUGAUGGUUGUUGAUGCACGAGACCCUCUGUUCUAUCGCUGCCCUGAUCUUGAGGUAUAUGCACGAGAGGUUGAUGAGCACAAAAGGACAAUGCUGCUCGUUAACAAAGCAGAUCUCUUACCUUUAUCUGUUAGAGAGAAGUGGGCAACAUAUUUUCGUGCGCAAGAUAUUCUCUUUGUAUUUUGGUCAGCUAAAGCUGCUUCAGCUGCUGCAGAGGGGAAAGAUCUCAGUUCCCCGUGGAAGACAGAAAAUAGCCUGCAAGAAUCAGAAGACCCUGAUACAAGAAUAUAUGGGAGGAUUGAGCUUUUGACUCGAUUACAGUCUGAGGCAGAAGAGAUAGUCAAACUGAGGAGGAAAUCAGGAUCCAGCAGUAUAGGCUCACCCAGGAUUCGUUUUCAAGGAAAUUCAGCUUCUAGGAAUGUAGUUGUGGGAUUUGUUGGUUAUCCAAAUGUGGGAAAGAGCUCGACAAUUAAUGCCUUGGUAGGCCAGAAGAAGACAGGUGUUACCUCUACUCCUGGGAAGACAAAGCAUUUCCAAACAUUGAUUAUGUCUGAUGAGUUAACCCUAUGUGACUGCCCUGGAUUAGUCUUUCCAUCCUUUUCAAGCUCAAGACAUGAGAUGAUUGCCUCCGGUGUAUUGCCAAUUGACCGAAUGACUGAGAAUAGGGAGGCUAUGCAGGUAGUGGCAAAUCGAGUUCCCAGACAUGUUAUUGAAGAAGUUUACAGGAUUGAUCUGCCAAAACCCAAAUCAUAUGAACUGCAGUCUCGGCCACCUCUGGCAGCAGAGUUUCUGAGGGCAUACUGUGCCUCUCGUGGGUACGUUGCCUCAAGUGGGCUCCCUGAUGAAACAAGAGCUGCGCGCCAAAUUUUGAAGGAUUACAUUGAUGGGAAGCUGCCCCAUUACCAAAUGCCUCCUGGAAUGACCAAUGAAGAAGAUGUUGCGGAACACAGCUUGUCUGAACAGCAUGAAUCGGAUGCCUCUGAUAACGAAAACCCUGCAGAUGCUGAAGGUGAAAACGUACCGGAGCUUGAUCAUGCCCUGGAUGACCUCAAUUCAUUUGACAUAGCUAAUGGGCUUGCUACCAAGAAGAAAGUCACUGUCAAGAAGCCCACUGCGUCUCAUAAACAGCACAAAAAGCCUCAAAGGAAAAAGGAUCGCACCUGGAGAGUCGGGAAUGAUGGUGGUGAUGGAAUGCCAGUAGCAAGAUGCAAUUUUGGAAAUAAAGUGCCUAAAUGUUUUGUUGAAAAAAAAAAUACAAUAUAACUGAUGUUUAAUCUACUUAUGAUUAUAUUAGAACCUGUUCUGAAAGUCUGCCUGCAGAUUUUACUUCCAAUAGGCAUGCCUAUUCUACAAUCUCCUGGAUAGUUUGUUUAGAUCUACCAUUAGAUGUACCACCAUUUUUCGUUUCAGCAUUCUUUUAUCUGUCAUAUUGUGUGAGAUUCCAACAAUAUUCUGUAUCAUUUUCUGAUAGAUUAGCUAUAGAUAUCCCGUCUUCUCGUGGAGGUAGAUUUUGAUCAUAAAUGAAAAGUUUUCAGAAUUGGAACCGAA